Messenger RNA from Motacilla alba alba, 5416 nucleotides. It is a transcript of the gene RNF170, whose product is annotated as ring finger protein 170. The transcript is spliced from 6 exons. NCBI's taxonomy places the organism in Eukaryota, Metazoa, Chordata, Aves, Passeriformes, Motacillidae. Gene Ontology annotation, molecular function: ubiquitin protein ligase activity. Bases 1584 to 2102 code for a protein of 172 amino acids. The record is from RefSeq and is a predicted model, not a curated record.
UGCCACAUUACAAAUGAGAUUAUGAAAAUUCAGUGUAUUCAGCAAAUGAAAGGAAGCCUGAUCCUUUAAUUCUCUACAAGGGAUUUGUCCUAGAUAACUUAACUGUUCCAUGUUUAUGGGUCUACAGGUUUAGAUAUUUUAAUCUAAUUUUUCUAUCCAUCAUAUGGUUUGAUGAUAAGAUCAAGUCACUAUUUUCAGCAGAAGUGAGAUCUUAGUCCUUGGAAAUUAACAGUGUCCAUCACUGCACAGUGGUGCACCAGUCACCUUAAGUACUGUCCCUCUAUUUCCUUGUGUGAGACUGCACACUGAAUGAGUAGGCAGUCUUCUUCCUUCCAAUAAUAAUAGUUUGGCGGGGUCCUCUGUGGUACAUAAUACAAUCUUUCCACAUCAUGGGACCUUUUUCCUCAAGUCUUGGCGUGCUAGCAAUCAGAAAUGGGGAAAUAAAAGGCCUUUGCAUCUAACUUUAUUUCUAUCUGGCUUGUGUUUGAUAAUACCUCUAAUGACAUGGCACCAUAUUGGUUUUCAUUUAUUUCAGUUAUCUUCUUACACUAAUUUCAUGACAGAAGUUAUGAAUUUGAUGUAUCUUGAGCUCUGCCUGUCCCUUCCUGAACAUUGCAUGGUUUUCAGCCACAUCACCAUCUUAUGCAUAAGUGACAGUACAUGCUGUACCCCUGCAGCUCUGCAAAUGCUGUCAUGAUUUCGGCAUAGUAUGUUAUACCAGGGUAAAGUCAUAUAAAUGAACAUUUUCAGUAGCAAAUAUGCUACUGCUAAUUUAGUUGCUUAUGGAGAAAUCAGAAUAAACAGUCUUACAAUUCACACCUUCCGCUUGUGUGUGAAUAUAUAUCAGACAUUCUGGCAAACUGAAGAUGUGAAAUACAUUAAUUUUGUAGCAUCUAAACAGAAAAAUACUUCUGUACAUGUAACAUGUAUGAUAGACAACAUCCACAAAAUCUGAUUCGUGGAGACCAAAGGUGCGUAAGGGGUUUUAAUAUAGGCUUUCUAUCAAAUGACUUUGAUAUGUCACCCACAUCAGUAUUGAAUAAAUUUUAUUUUUUACAGAUAGCCAUGUAAAUAUUAGCAUGAAAAAUAUGGGACUUGUCUAUUUCUCUUUGAAAAAAGAAUGAGGCAGACAAAAUGUUAAACAUUUUAGCAAUAAUGCAAUAAACAUUUGAGCAAUAAUGCAAUAUUACGAUUGCCCACAUUAACUGAAGGAAAAUAUUGCAGAGGCUUCUAAAGCCAUUUAGGAAAUUAUAUAAUAUAACUGCGACCAGAAAAUGUCCUGAAAGUUCAGCCAGUCCAGCUCUCAUCUCCGACAGAGGAUCAGCUUACCUCAAUAUCCCUGGAAGCAUUGCAACUUGUUUUUUGAUUUAACUUUUAGUCAAGGAUGGAUUAAGAUAGCCUGAGAAAUGAACAUCAGAACAUACAUCCAGAAAAUCAAGAGCUAGUGCGAGCUCUUCGUCAGCAGCUUCAAACCGAUCAGAACUCAGUAGACUUUAUAUAACACAGCAUCUCCAACACUUUGUGUUCUCCUGCUGUUCCAGCAGGAUGCUUCUGCUGGUGAUCGGCAUCGCUUCUAUACAGAUAUGUCGUGUCCAGUCUGUUUGCAACAGGCUACGUUUCCUAUAGAAACAAACUGUGGACAUCUCUUCUGUGGUUCCUGCAUUAUUGCCUACUGGAGGUAUGGCUCAUGGCUGGGUGCCAUCCGCUGUCCGAUCUGCAGGCAGACGGUAACACUAUUCUUACCACUCUUUAGUGAAGAUCAGCAGGGUGCAGCCCAAGUGUUUCAAGAUGUUAAUGAUUACAAUCGAAGAUUUUCAGGACAGCCCAGAUCGAUUAUGGAAAGAAUUAUGGAUCUCCCCACUUUAUUGCGACAUGCUUUCAGGGAGAUGUUUUCUGUAGGGGGCCUCUUCUGGAUGUUUCGCAUCAGGAUAUUCCUCUGCUUGAUUGGAGCCUUGCUGUACCUGGCUUCACCUCUGGAUUUUCUUCCUGAAGCUCUGUUUGGAAUUCUGGGAUUCUUGGAUGAUUUCUUUGUAAUUUUUCUGCUGCUGAUAUAUAUCUCUAUCAUGUACAGAGAAGUGGUAACACAGCGUCUAAAUAGAUGAAAUGGACAAAAGUGACCUGAGAGCCAAGUCAGUUGUGGAAUGUUUUAAAAAGGAAACUAUAACAUAAGUAUGAUAUAGCAAGGUGCCUGUGUAUGAUUUCAGUAGUAACAAUUUCUUAGCUGGUUAUGUUAUACAAACAUAAAAGGUUAGUAUAUCGUGAUGCUUAACUGGAAUCUUUAUUUUUGUGCAUUACAUAUGCUUCAUAAAGAUGAGGUUAGUUUUAUAAUGUUGUAAUAAACCACCUUCAUCUACUUCCACCUGAUGAACAACUGUGUGUAAUGAAAGCAGGAGACACUUUCUUUGGUGUGUUGUGGUUUGUGAAAAAGGAGUUCUAGUAAAGUACUUCAGACAAUAAGCCCUUUGCGUAAUCUAGAUGUGUAAGAAAAUUCAGAAAUUCUUCGCAGUACAGCUGUCAUGGUUAAAUUGUUUGAUGUCUCCCUGUUGUGGACUAGAGUUUUUUGAAAUAAAAAUUCCUUUUUUUGUCUCUGUGGAAGAAGAAACCCAAGGACCACAUUACAAUUAUCACCCUGCAGUUUGCUGUUGUCCACAUGCUUCAGAAAAAUAGGGAUAAUACCUUGGUAUUGCUUGAACUGCACUAUGUACAGUUGCAUGCAGUUUGUACCAUUUUAUUUUUAUAUUUGGGAAUAUAUACACGGUAUCUGCUCUACACUGAGAAACCAGUAUUAUGCACAUCACACUCGUUAGUGCUCUGUUUUUUUUAAGUGAGAGCAUGGCUUUCCUCUUCAGACUUUUUUAUUUGGUAAGUAUAUAUCUUAGAAGCAGAGGUUUUGUGCUGCUUUGGGUCAAUGCAAUAUGUCUGAAAUGCAACUUUGCAUUUCUGUAUAUGCAUUAAAACAUUCGGCCAAUUGGAGAGGACACUCAAAUUCCAAACAGUGGUUGAAAAAAAAGAAGUCAGAACUGGAUGUUUACAGUACGUGUACAUGUACUUGUAUGUGUGCAGUGUAAAUGUUUACCCAAAUCUACAUUCUGCAAUAUAUGUGUACUAAACAACAUUGGGGUGAUUUUCAGCUGGAGUUUUCAUGUUUGGUUGGUUGUUUGAUUUGGAUGUCAAUAGAAGAGGUUCUGAAUUACCUUGAAAAAUAGUCUGUGAUAAAGGACCAUAAAAAAUUUUUGAAAGUGUUUUCAAAAAUACCAGGGUAUUAAUUAUCCUUAAAGCUGAUUUUUUUUUUCAUGUUGAAUUUGAGCAUAGGUUAUCAUAGCUGUACAAGUAAUUUGAAAAUGCUUUCAUUUUGAGCAAUGAUUGUGACUAUAAAGGUCCAGGAUAUGACAGAUUAUUGUAUUUUUUAGCUAGAGGAAUUGCAAUUUAACUUCCUGAGUACUUGAAAGACAGUGAAUUAAUAGGUGAUUCUUUGUGUGUUUACAUAUAUAGGUGAGAUUAAAAUGAAAGGGACCUUUUCACCGCCUCUGUGUUUUCCCCUUGCAGGUAUCUUUCCACAGCUUCUAGCACUUAGGCAUGUGCAGGAAGAUGAUAGAGCUGAAACCUCAGGUGUCAGUCAUUGAGGGUGUAGAUUGUCCUUCAGUGUCAGUGUUCUAAAUUCACCGAUUCUUCAUUUGAAAACUUAGUUUUGGAAAUCCAAGGACAUUUUACAAAUGAACUGGAAAGCUAAACUAUUCUUUGUUGCUGUUUGUUAGAGAUGGGCAAGAAGAGAAAAGGGAAGUGAAGUUUGGAGGAAAAGAGCGAGAGAGAAAAUUACAUUUUGGGAAGCAAAUGCUAGCUAACUUUUCUUGAGCAUCUUGAUUGAGCUUUUCACCUUGUGUUGGCAUUGCUAAUGUAUGGUGAUGUUUUAGUGGCUACCUCAGUUAAAACUCUUUAAGGUGUUAUGGAGUAAGGGUGAGAUAUUCAUAAGCUGUUAGGUGCAUUUACAAAGCAAGAUAAUAGUUUAGGAUAUUAUGUAAGACAGGAUUUCACAGUUUUGCUGUAAGUAUUGGUUUUGGGUUGGGGGUUUUCUUUCUUAAGAAAUCUAGCUGAAAACAAACCCUAAAAAUUCCUUUUUUGAUUGAGUAAAUUUAACACCCUCUUUUCUCCUGGAGUUUAAGUUGUAGGUCUGCUUAGAGAAGAGUGUGAACUGCUCUUGUAGAGUAAUUAGAGUUUGUUCAUGGAAUUUGUUGAUCUAGUAAUUCAUCCAUACUUUUACCCUAUGAUUGUAAUUUUCCCAUGACUUUCUAAAUCCAGAGUGGAUAUAGAUGCACAUGAAGCUGCUUACCAAUUGGUUUUCCUUGAAUUUCCCAAUUCCAUGCACUACUGUGAAGUUCAUGUGGAAAUUCCCUAUCCUAUCUAAGGGCAUCCUGUGUAUCUGAAAUCAUACGCAAACCACAUCUGAAAGACUAUAUGAAGUUUCCCCAUGUUCUUUUUCUUCCGUACGUUUCUGAUAGCCAGAAGGGUUUCACUCAGAGGCUUCUGCUUACUUUUGAGUAUUGAGUAACAUUGUAAUCUUAAAUUCAGCUCAUUAAAUGCUUGACAGAAUUAGAACUGUUCUUUUCAGCGAUACGCGUGCUUGCCUGUGGAUAUUCUUUUUUGGCCCUGCAAGCCAGUGAUAAACAGUAUUAUGACUUCUUCAGGCUGUUUAGUGUAAUACAAAGAUGCAUCUGUCCUGCAAUGUCUGGCCGCUGCUCCUUUCCACAAAUCUGAAAUAGCUAUGUUAGCUUUCUUGGGUGCUUAGCUUGAGUUUAACCUAAGCUCUAGAACUCCCAAGAAGCUGGAGAUUAAAAUAUGAGCAUGUAGUAUUUCUGAACUGUGUGCUGCCAAAUUGUUCUGGCAGCAGUGUGAAAAGUAAGGGUUUGGGCUGAACACUGGCCUCAGAAUGUGAAGGAAAUAUGUGAUUCUGUGUGCAGAAUGACUGCAAACAUCGCUGUGGUUUUGUCUCCUGAGGUGGGGCAGGUGUGUCACUAAGGGGGAAAAUUUAAAAAAGGAAAUCUAUAGCAGGAAGAUGUAUGGGGAUAAAACACAGUUCUUAAAAGAUCACAUGGGCACCAAAAGCUGUGUGAAAUAUUUGAUUGUUCUAGCAAUAUUAACAAAGAGGAAAACAAAAAUUAUACUUAAUAGCUCUUACAAAAUAACUUGUAGCAUCUUGAGGCCUAAUGAUCAUCGCUGUGUAGAGCGAUCCAUUUCUGUGCUAUUUGUGUGCCACACCGUUGAUGUCUGUGAGGAUCAGGCACAUCAGUGUGGUUUGGGGAUACAAUUUUGCCAUAAGUUUCAUAGAACUAUAGCAGUAUGUUACACUAGAUUUUUAAGACAGAAGAAUUUAAAACUACUUAUUGUUACUUUUAAUGAUAAUAAAUUGCUGUUAAAGAGA